Cylindrotheca closterium is the source of this 2505-nucleotide messenger RNA. NCBI's taxonomy places the organism in Eukaryota, Bacillariophyta, Bacillariophyceae, Bacillariales, Bacillariaceae. The record is from the annotation of a GenBank genome assembly.
AUGCUGUACGACAUCUCUUAUAUCAACGAAGAAGAGUUUGAAUCUCCAACGAUUGAUAUUGAGCUGGAUGCUUAUGGAGUACCGACAAAUUUUGAUCAAGUGAACAGCAAAGUCCCAGUUUCCUUCAGCCCCGAGUUGCUCGUUUUGGUACCCAAGGCCGCUCGAAUCGCCCGUUUGAUUCCUUCUGACAAAGUGAUUGAUAUUUCUAGCAAAAUCAACUUUUACUUUUAUCUCAAGAGGUGUAACCCAAUUUGGCAUUAUGAACGCUUCAAAGAACGACGAGCAGCAAUGAAAAAGAGUGACAUGGAAGGAGUGGACUUGUCCGCUGCAGCCAAACUCAAGGCAGAGGGAAUCGGUGUCCGAUACAGCCCUGCAAAGAGAGCCCUGCACUAUUUUGGACUGGUAUCGGAUCCAAAUCGUGAUCUGAAACGUCACCUAGCAGCCAUUAAAAUUCAAAGAGCCUGGAGAUGGAAAAUGAGCAUGACGAGACUACACAGUAUGAGAGGAGCCAAUGGACAACCAACAAAUGGCGGACCACGAUUUCGAAACUCUUCGACUAUGGAUAUCAAAGAACAAACUCAAGUUGGAAGGGCCAUGGCAGAAAUAACAGGACAAAGGUUGGCCAUCACGAUUUUGGCCAGUUUACUGCUGACGCUUCUAUUUUCGUACUUUGAGAACAAAGCAACCGCACCUGCUGCCAUGGUAGUUUUGCAUGGUCAGAGUGUGAAUGCUGUCAACACUGGCAACUAUACAAUUGAAAGGGCAUUGGAUGCGGCCAGAAUUUCCGUUCCAGGUCUAUUCGAAUACCAAACCAAAAGUGUCGAGACACCUUUUGAAUAUGGCGUUGGCUACAUCAUCAACGACCUGCGGGAACGAGAGAAACUUCAAAUUACUGUCACCGACGUUGAUGGCAACAUUUCCAAGGGCCUGUUUGUCUUUCGCGAGGAGCGGGUGGACGAAGCUCGGAUUCAAUUCUUUGCCACCAUUUUCUCUUGCCUCAUUUGGUUCCUGGGUGUUGCUGCAUUCGCUGGGCCUAUCAUGACGCUGGUUAUUACUCCUAUUGAACGCAUGGUUCGGCUACUGGGGAUGUUGACGCUAGAUCCCUUGGGAUACCAAAACAACUCUCGAUUCAAAAAGUUUCUGUUUGAAGAGGAUAUCAUUGCGGACAAAUCCCAGUGGACUAAGGAUGUGCUCAAAGGAAUGGAGACUGCCUUUCUAAUGUCAACAAUUUUGCAAAUUGGAAAUCUCAUGAAAGUGGGAUUUGGAAGCGCUGGAGUCGAGAUUAUCCGGAACAACUUGCAAAAGGGCCAGAAAACGAAUACGCUGAUUUUGAACGAACAGGGUUCCACCGUAUCAUGUAUUUUUCUGUUUUGCGAUAUCCGUCAGUUCACAGAUGCCACUGAGAGUUUGCAAGAAGAAGUUUUUGUCUUUACCAACCGUAUUGCGGCCGUGGUUCAUUCCAUUUGUCACUCUUACGGAGGUUCUGCCAACAAGAAUGUUGGAGACGCCUUUCUUGUGAGUUGGCUGCUGGACGAUGAUGACACGUCCUACACUUUGACAUGCAAACACAAUCAAGCCGACAAGGCCCUAUUGUCCGUGGUCAAGAUCUGCAUGGCCCUCCAGUACGAUGAUUUCUACAUGAAGGCCAUGUCCGAAAACGCCCGGAAUGCUUUGCUAGCGAAAAUGAAGAAGCGAUCCGGUGCCAUUGUCCAAAUGGGAUUUGGCAUACACGCUGGAAAGGCUGUCCAAGGUGCCAUUGGAUCUCAACGAAAGAUUGAUGCUACCUAUGUAAGCGAGGCUGUGGAAAAGGCCGAGUUUUUGGAAUCGUCAACCAAGCAAUACGGUUUGAAAAUGCUAGUGUCCGAUAGUUUCUAUACCCUGUUGGAUCCCAAAAUCCAACGCCGUUGCCGCAAGAUUGAUCAAGUGUACUUUCCAGAAGAUGAAGAUGAAACCUACGAGCCUUCGAUUGAUGAGAAAAUGGAAAUGCGAAUGGAACUGCUCACCUUUGAUAUGGAUUUGAGCACAUUGUGGAAGAAGAAUCAAGGCACUCCAGAAGAAAAGCCAAAAAAUACGAACCAGUCCUUUGCCAAACGAAGACCUGGCCGUCGCAUGAGUAUGAGUAGGGGUAGUGGCGCCAGUGACGAGUUGAAAACGGCCAACAAUGCCGACGCCUCGGGCAUGUUUGAAAAGGAAAAAGCCAAGACAACACCGGCUCCCGACAAAAAGGAACUAGAGCUUCCCACGGGAGUCCAACAAUACAAAGACCGCGAAUGGCUCCAAGAAGAUAUUCGAAUGAUCCGAGAAAAGUACACUACGGCUGUCAUUCAAGACUUUUCCUCAGGAUUGGAAAAGUAUUAUGCUCGAGAUUGGAUGAGUGCUCGAAGGUUCUUUGAAAUGGUACUGGAGCGAUUUGAUGACGGCCCUUCCAAUUACUUUUUGGAAGAAAUGAAAAAGCAUGGAUGGAAACCUCCCUCCAACUUUUCACCAAUUCGAAAGGGAGGCUAG